Messenger RNA from Stylonychia lemnae, 1053 nucleotides. The record is from the annotation of a GenBank genome assembly. Lineage: Eukaryota; Ciliophora; Spirotrichea; Sporadotrichida; Oxytrichidae.
AUGUCAUAGAUUAUUAUUAUUUACCUCAUUCUGGCUUUGAGUAUUCAAUUAGGUCAAAGCCAAAAAAUAUACUAGGAAUCUCAAUUUUUCGACUUGUAUAAUAAUCAACUAGAUUAAGAAAUAAGCACAAAAGGAAUCCUGCAAACCAAUACUUGUCCCACUGGAACAAUAUAUUACCCUUUUGUGUUCGGAGGAACUGCGACUGACUGCUCUUAAGAUGUAGUUUUAAAGGGUUUUGGAGUAGAUUCCUCUGGAAACUCAGUAAUCACUGGAACUGUUGAUACAACAUCACUCGUUACAUCUGUAUGUUCAAUGUACACAAAUGGCGUAGCGGGCAAAUUCUCUUUUUUGGCGUAUAUUGAUUAAUAUGGCAAUGUAAAAUGGAUGAACAUAAUUGCUAAUAAUGCUCUGAUGGUUCCUGGCGAUCCCUAAAUUGCAGGGACGCUAACUUACCUGGGAAUGAAUUAUAAUCAGAAAUUUAGGAUAUCUUAAGUCUAAACUGCAACAGGAACUGGGGCAUUAGAAGUAUCUUUGGAUAAAUUUCUGCCUCUAACCACUGAUGUUCUCAGUUCUCUUCGAUUAGAAGUUGAUGCUUCUACCCAGGAUCUUUUCGUAUAAAUGCAAAUCAAAACUAGCUAUUUCAAUGAUGCCUCUAGAACAGUCACCUUGAUCAUGAAGCUAGAUAAAACACUAGCUAUAAAAUGGUGGAAAAGAGUUCAAGGUUUACCAGCAAAUGAGAAUGUAUAUGCAGCCACGCUAACCGAAAGUUCUAAGCUUUGGUCUGUGCAUCUCAUUUACACAGAUGUUUCCACAUAAAAGUACUAGAUAGUCAGAAUAGAGAAAUCUAAUGGAGAUUUUGAUAAUGAAUGUCUCUUCAUGAAUUCUCUGGCUUCAACUUCAUAAGUAACAAUGGAAAUAAACUCAGAUGGCUCUCUCUGGGGCCUUGGUCUCCAAGAAACUGGCUCAAAUUAUUUUGCUUUUGCUACAGGAAAGACAUCAGACAACACUAUGUCGUCAUAUUACAAAUCAACGAUAAGUCUUAAAAGUAAAUGA